AUGGCUAAUCCAAGCUUCAUUGUUGGUAUUAUAGGAAAUAUGGCCUCUCUACUAGUUUAUCUUGCUCCCAUAAAGACAUUUUCACAUAUAGUGAAACAUAGAUCAACUGAGGAGUUUGAGAGCCUUCCUUAUGUUAGCACAUUAUUGUCUUCGUCCGUGGGGAUCUACUAUGGAGUCACAAAGCCCGGAAUGUACCUGCUAGCCACUAUCAAUGGCCUUGGGGCACUCAUCCAGCUUGUUUAUGUUGUCUUGUUCCUCAUAUAUGCACCUCCAAAAAUAAGGGCCAAGACCGCUAUACUUGUUGGGGUUUUGGAUGUGGGGUUUCUAGCAGCAGUAUUUCUCGUCACUCAAUACACAAUGCAUGGAGAUUUACGGAUCGGUGUAGUAGGGUUUAUUCGUGCAGGCAUAACUAUAGCCAUAUCUUGCUUAUGGAAUAUCUAG
Vitis vinifera (wine grape) is the source of this 441-nucleotide messenger RNA. Its product is annotated as bidirectional sugar transporter SWEET16-like. Lineage: Eukaryota; Viridiplantae; Streptophyta; Magnoliopsida; Vitales; Vitaceae. The transcript is spliced from 5 exons. The record is from RefSeq and is a predicted model, not a curated record. Gene Ontology annotation, molecular function: sugar transmembrane transporter activity. Bases 1 to 441 code for a protein of 146 amino acids. Gene Ontology annotation, biological process: carbohydrate transport. Gene Ontology annotation, cellular component: membrane.